ACAAGCGGCGAGCGCGCAUUGCAGCGGAGACAAGAAUUUUGUUUGGUUGUGUCUUAACCAAAACAUUAAGUGAGCUCAAUAUGAAGCGCGGCAAGGAUGAAGACAAGGAUGAUGUUGCAGUCAACAACAACAACAACAAUAGUACAAAUAAAAUAAACAACGCAUCGCCAAACGUAAACAUAGGCAGCAACAGCACUGAUGCUAACAGCAGCAGCAACAACAACACGCCCUGCACAGUACGCACCACAGGUCGUGUCAAGAAACCGAAACUAGUUUAUGAUCCGUCUGAUAAUUACAUAUCGCGCGGGUCGCGCAACUCGUUGCCAGCAGCGGCGUCGUCGCAAUCGCAGCCAGCGCAGUCUACAUCAGUCAGCGCAAAUGCGUUGCAACAGCAGCAAACAUUGUCGCAACAGUUGGCAUCGUCGCAGUCCUUGACAUCGCAGUCGAACACAGCGAACCAGCAGGCAGCGCUUGCCAGCGAUUUGGCAUCCCAAUCAGCUGCAAACUCCAGCGGUAAAGAUGAUUCCAAGGAGACGGUCGCAGUGCCCAGCGCGGAACAGCAGCGCAACUUUGAUACGUGCAUGAAGUGCGGCAAGAGCGAGGCAAAGCGUGGCUCUGGCUAUAAAAGUAACUUUCUCACCUGCAAGUCCUGCACCUUGAAAUGGCAUUUUCUCUGCUUGCCAAUCACAUUUGAAAUUCUAACAAAUGCACGCAAGAAAUUUAAAUGUGAGAAAUGUCGUCGCUGUCUCAUUUGCAUGACCAGUAAGAACGGUGACAAACUCAAGGAGCUGGUGAUGUGCUGUGCCUGCGCCAACGUUUAUCAUUUGGACUGCCAUUGGCCUCCGAUUAUGCGCGACAAGUUAAGCGAUCCGAAGUGGAAGUGCUAUUCCUGUUGUCCCAACUACAAUCCGUAUAAUACUGAGGAUGAUGGUGCUGCACCUGGUGCUUCUUCCAAAAUUGAUCCAAAAUCUCCGCCGCGCAAAUCGAAGGCUGGUCGCAAGAAGCGGGCCACUUCAGACCCAGCUGCUGCCAUUGUCAAGAAGACAGCAUCGAAUCACGUUCUAAAUAAGAACGGAAUUAUCGAGAAUUCGAACAACAACAACAACAACAACAAUGCCAACAAGCCAUCGACCAUAGUAUCCAAGACCUGCGACAGCGCUACUGUCAUCCCAGCGUUCUCAAAGCAAGAAAGUGAGAAAGUUAAAGGCAGUUGUGAACUGGCACCGUCGUCGAAUUGCCCGCCAAACACUUCGAUUCCUAUUCUAACAUUGCCGAUCUCAAAAGAAGACAAGGAGAAUGGAGAGAAUAAAAAAAUAGUUCCAGCUUUGACGACAGGCAACGAGGAGAGCGAAGUGUUGCCCGUGCAGACCUGGAAUGUUGAGCAGGUUGUUGGCUAUGUUGAGAAGUUCUAUCCGCGCGAGGCUAGCGUCUUCAAGUCCCAGGAAAUUGAUGGCGCCGCAUUGAUGGUGCUAACGCGCCAAGACGUCAUCGAUCGCUUCGGCCUGAAGCUCGGGCCAGCGCUGCGCAUUUACGAGCUGGUCCUUGGCCUCCAAACAUCUGUGGACGACGUAACCCUUGCCUGGUGUGAAUAGCUAUCUGCUGUCUUCUCUUCUUCUUCUUCAUCUUAUUACUCGAUAUUCAUAGUUUCUUUAUUUUCAUGUUUUGUUAAGUUUUAAGUCACUGCACGCUCCGUAGAAGGAAUAUUCUAUUUAAGUUCACUAGCUUAGGAUCAAACGAAGCCCUACGAAGACCAUUUGAUUUCCUCAUUACAUGUUACACAUUCAUAUGUAUAUUUUACUCCAGAAAAUAAAACAAAAUCCUAUUUAUGUAUAUGUAUAUCCUUAGUCGAGGCAUGUCGUAGCUUUGCCGAAAAACCUUUUUAGUUCUAUGCAGCAAUCGUAUAUACGCAAGUGAUUUAUAUAGAUAUCUAUUC
Molecule: messenger RNA, 1933 nt
Organism: Drosophila hydei
Lineage: Eukaryota; Metazoa; Arthropoda; Insecta; Diptera; Drosophilidae
Gene: Lint-O
Product: integrator complex subunit 12
Exons: 3
Coding region: 81-1592 (503 amino acids)
Molecular function (GO): protein binding
Source: RefSeq, a predicted model, not a curated record